Molecule: messenger RNA, 687 nt
Organism: Macrosiphum euphorbiae (potato aphid)
Lineage: Eukaryota; Metazoa; Arthropoda; Insecta; Hemiptera; Aphididae
Source: the annotation of a GenBank genome assembly
AUGUAUACUGCACGGGCGUCUCCGCCUCAACCGGUUCUUGUUCGACGUGAUACAGUAACUGCCCAAGAACUCAUUGUUCACCAUGUACGCCUGGAAGGGAUGCAGCGACAAAUUUUUAGCUUAAAUACCAUGUCUCAGGUCUCUAUAAUCACCAGUUCAUUUCUGUACACAGUCAUAGAAUACUUUGACCAAACACAAAAAAAAUCUAAAAUGGCCGCUAAAUUCAUCAUCCUCGCCGCUUGCGUGGCUACCGCACUCGCACAAUACUCUGCCCCAGCCUACAAGCCCGCUUACUCAGCGCCCGCUUACUCAGCACCAAAGGCUUACGCCCCAGAACCCGCCUACGCCCCAGCCCCAUACAGCUUCGAAUACAGCGUCAACGACCCACACACCUACGAUGUCAAGAGCCAAUCCGAAUACGCUGACGGCAACGGUUACGUCAAGGGAUCCUACAGCCUUUUGGAAGCUGACGGUUCCACCCGUACCGUUGAAUACACCGCUGACGACUACAACGGUUUCAACGCCGUCGUCAAGAACUCUGCCCCAUCUGCUGCCUACAAGCCAGCUUACUCCGCACCAGCUUACUCUGCACCAGCCUACGCUGCACCAGCAUACUCUGCACCAGCCUACGCUGCACCAGCCUACUCUGCACCAGCCUACAAGCCAGCAUACAAACCAGCAUACUAA